This is a messenger RNA of Zootermopsis nevadensis, 3270 nucleotides long. RefSeq lists its product as uncharacterized. The record is from RefSeq and is a predicted model, not a curated record. Gene Ontology annotation, cellular component: nucleus. Gene Ontology annotation, biological process: regulation of transcription by RNA polymerase II. NCBI's taxonomy places the organism in Eukaryota, Metazoa, Arthropoda, Insecta, Blattodea, Termopsidae. Gene Ontology annotation, molecular function: zinc ion binding; DNA-binding transcription factor activity, RNA polymerase II-specific.
AAAGAAGCAUAACCAUUAAUUUUAUGCACUUUUUCCAGGAAAUAUGUGGAAGUUUAACGCGCACUGGAAUAUGUCGCACAUCUUCUACAGACGAAAUACAACAUAAUGUUAUUCAUUUAUAACAGUAAAUUAUUUUAGAUAUGCAUGACUCUGAGUAUGGAAUACCUUCGCUGAAACGCUCUAUGGGGCCGUGUUGAAAAUAUAUCAAUUCAUCUACAUUUACAUUAGUGCUAUUUUCGUAUACAUGUAAAGAAAUAUAUUAUGGCAUAAGAAUAUGGAUUUCAGUAGUAUCUGUCGUUUCUGUAUGGCGAAGGAUGGCCCAAUGCUGGACAUAUUUAAAGAUGCAGCAAUGAUACUGAAAGCAUAUGCAUUGCUGCCAAACCUAAAGGUGAGGUUAUGGUGUUAAUGUGGAACAUUGUGCCGCGUUAUGUAGUGUUUUUUACGAGUCCCAUUAUUCCGUGUUUCAACCGAACGAGAUAUGCAUGGAAAGAAAUGUUACUGGACGAUGGCUUGCCAAACCACAUAUGCAAACACUGUGUACAUCAGCUGAAAGCAGCUUAUAAGUUCAAGACAAAAUGUGAACACACAGACACCAUACUCCGCAGGCACCUUCAAAAGGCGCAACCUGUCAACACAUCUUCAGUCAUUUCUCAGAGUAAAACUGUUCCAGUAGAAAUUCAAAUUGACACUGAUGAUGAUGAUGUUGACAACACUGCUGAGCCACUUCUUGUCUUGUCCUCAACUGUCAACCUUGAAGACCAAGAUCCUCUGGAUCUUGGACUAGAAGAAAUCCAUAGUCUUUAUGGCACAGACAGUUGCAGUUCUGAGUCAAGUAAUCUGCUUUCCAGAUGUAGCAAACCAGCACUUACCCAGAACUCACACUGCAGUGGAAUGGUGUGUGUGAACUUACAUGAUAGCAAUAGCUGUGUUCCUAAUUCACAGGAACAGGAUUCUGUUACAGUUACAUACAGUAAUAAUAUGGAUUUCAAAAAAAGCGAUAUCACACAAAUAAACUGUUCAUUUGAAGAGGAUACCUCAAUAUCAGAACAUUUUUUAAAUGGAAGUCACAAAAUAUUGCAGUAUAAAAAUAAUUCUAAUGUGGUACAAUACAGGUGCCCCAUAUGUAGUGUGUCAUAUGUUAACAGGCACCGAAUGGAACUGCACCUUGCAAAACACGGCGGAGAAACUCCAUACACAUGCCCCAUUUGUUGGAAAGGUUUUGGAAGAGAGGGUGGGUUGAAAGCACACCUUAAAUUACACACAGGAGCAAAACCUCAUGUGUGCGAAGUAUGUAACAAAGCAUUUUCACUUAAAGGAAACCUAAAAGUACAUCAGAGACUACAUACAGGAGAAAAACCCUUUCAGUGCACAACUUGCAGGAGAGCAUUCACUCAGAAGGUAUCCCUUACAAAACAUAUAUCUGUCCACAGAGAAGAUUUGUGAUAAUAUUAUUACCUUAGCAUAAUUUAUCUGAAUUCCAUCCAAACAUAACUUCUGUUUGUAACUGAAAUGCUCAGGAGUUGAUACUGGAUGUAUCACAUCUCAUUUCAAAUCACUCAGUUGCGUGUAAAACUGGAAACAAGGUUCAAUAUUCAUCUUUUAGUAGAUAUCCUACUUUAUUCACCAAUUUAAUUGAUGAUCAAACAACGUUUCAGGGAUUGAAGAAAAUGUGAUGCUGAUGGAAUGCUUUAUAAUUGGUUACCUAAAUUCUGAAUUUGAGUGUGUGACUGAAAUAUGAGUUUCUCUGCUCAGAGCUUUGUCAUGGCCUAAUAACCACAUUGCUGAAAUGGGUGGGCAAGAGGUAGAAUGGAACAGUGCAUGUACAGAAAAGCAGCUUGUUGAACCUAGCAGUUUUAAAAACAUUUAAUAAAUCACUUUUGAUGUUCAAUUUUAUAAGUGCUGGAAACUUUUUUUUAUUCUGGAAAUAAGGGAGGAAUAAACAGUGUACCUUUGUUGUUUGUUUCUCGUUCUUUGGCUGAUCAUUUUAACAAUUUUUCUUACAAAACUGUGAAUGGUUUUCCUUCAUCUUAAGAGUCAUUUUCAGAUCUGCAUCUUUUGUGUGUCCCAAGUUGGGCAUUAAUUUCUUCUGCGUUCAGCCUUUCUCCCAUCUGUUCUGUCCACUGCAUGCCCUAAACCUUCUUCUGUCUUUCUGGUUCAUUUUACAACUGAGUCAGUCUUGGUGCACUUUGUUGGAAUCAUGAGGCUGAAAAAGAAACAGAAGUGUUUAUGAAGUACGUUCAUACUUUAUUUUCACUAAUUUAAGUUAGGCCUGCUUCAUUCUCCCUUAUGCAUUGCAUAAAGUAUAUGUAAUGUAGUAAUUGGAGAAUAUGAUUCAGCUACCAGCUGCUUAGUGGUGGAUUUACAUUUUCAAUACAGACUUGGAAUGACUAUAAUAAUUGAUUGAUUGUGUCAUUUUGUGACGCAGAGUAGUGGAUUAUGAAAUAUUCUUGCUUUCCUCCUUUUACAGAAGAGCAUUAGCUUGAAAUAGCUGAUGGUUUUGAGAAAGAGUUAACUGUUCCAAACUGCAUAAGGGCAACAGAUAAAUGACAGUGGCUCUCUUUACUGUAAUUACAACAAUUUGUUUUUUGCUUCUGUGUUGGCAGUAUGUGAUCAAAACUAUCAGUUUCUCCACAUUAACAUAGAUUCUUAUGGCAAGUCUUCUGAUUUAACAGUUUUCAAGAACUUGGUGCUUUAUACAAAAUCAAAACCAGCAAACUAAACAUUCCUAACAUCUGACCACUAUUCAGGGCUCAAAUACUACUACUUCUACAUUUAUAAUCAUCAGAGAUGAAAGCUUUUAAUUUUUUUAAUUUUAUACUGCACCCUUAUGGAGGGGAUUUUUUAUCAGUAGGGAAAAGAGAGUUCAAUUAUUUUCUUUCAAUAGCAAGAAAUAUUAAAAGCACUUUUGGAAUUUUUACUAAUUGGGGGAAUUUUUGUAGAUCUCUUUAUGUUUGCUUGGUCUUUCCUUGGAGUUGCUCUUUGUUGUAUAAUUUUGAAUAGGAAUGAUGUAGGUAUAGUUCUGAGGCCACUUUAAUGGUUGAAGGUUUUUAUGAUAAGCCAACUCACUACAAGGAGGAACAACUCUCAAUCAACAUACACAUUUUUUGUAAGUACUAAAGGUUACGUACUCUGGCAGUUGAGUAAGACCUAAUGCUUAUUCUAAAUUAAUGUAAAGCAUAUAAAUAUGACUAGAAUGUAAAUAAAUAUGUAAACCAUUAAAGUAUAAUGAUGUAAAUAAUAUAAUAAAAUAAAGUUAACUUCCUGAUAUUA